ACGCAUGCUCGUGUCUUCCCGGCUUCCUUCCCGUGUUGCCCUUGUCUAACGUACUGCUGGUCACUGUCUCGACAAAAUUAUUCUCCGUCGACCGCCUUUUCGUUCGCACCCAUUUUCUCAAAGCUCUACCUGUGGUAAUCCUUUGAUUGCUUCCAACACCAAACAAACUGCUUGGCCCGUUUACGUCUCGUACUUUGACAGCAUCGUCAUUUGUGCCCGCUAAAACAAGUUUAGCUUUAACUGUGCCGAAUACUAGGCUGGGGAGGUACUUAGCAUAAAGCAGGUAUUAUCAAAUCCCCACUGGUGCUGUCAGCCUGUGCUUGACUCGCUGCCCACCAUGUCGCAGGAUGCAGCGUCGGCGCCGUCCGAUCUAGGAGCCCAGACUCAGCAACCCCACCAAGCGGGCAACGGCGGUACCAAUAGCAGUCAUGGCACGGACAACAAAGCCAAAAGAGCUUUGAAACUAGGCGACGCAACUUCGUUAUCGCCAGAGCUGCCACCGUCCGGUUUGCAAGAGGAAGUGCCUGUAACUCCUGGUAUUACCACUGCCGCGUACCGCGAUUUCGAGUUUGACAACGACGAGUCGGGAGGAGGGCCGGGUUACUUCGGUCGACGUGGCCAGAACAUGAUGACAACUCCCGUCGGCAAGGGCCUCGAGGACGAUGGCCUGGGUCCGUCUGCCGAUUCUAGCGCCCCCGAUCCCGAGGUUCUCAAGAGGAUAAAUCAAUUCAGGCUGGGAGGCAGGAAGGAGUCGCUCACGAAUAUCCGGGCCAUGAACCCUGACCUCUCGCUCAGCGGCAACAUCAUCUCGGCCACUUUCAACAUCCCCUACUCUUUGGAGUACAGGAAGGGCGCCGACUGGGUCCUCAACCCACGCCGAGGUCAAUCAGCCCUUUUCGACUCUCUAUCCCACCUCUCCUCCGACAACACCCCAUGGAACCACACCGUAGUUGCCUGGACUGGCGAAAUCGAACCGCCUAGCGAUUUGCCCUCGCCGCCUGCUACCCCUCCCGCGACGACGACAAACCUCCCGGCGCUGAACUCUCUCUCGAAACCGAUACCCGUCAAUGGUGAAGCACCAGCGCCAGCACCUUCCCACGCUGAGGGUUUGUGGAUUCCUCGCGAGGACCAGAUGCGCCUUGAGAGCCAGCUAUCACAUAGCGCAAAGAUCAAGACUUCGGCCGUUUGGCUGUCCGAUAGCAACGAGGCAACUGAGGAAGGCAUCACGCUCAAAGAUCAGGCAAGAUGGAGGCGGUUUGCGGAGCACGAGCUCUACAACCUGUUCCACUACAAGCAGCAUGAGCCAAAUGAUGGUCGCAAGGAGCGGGUGCAGUGGGCAGACUACUACAGGAUGAACCAGAAGUUCGCCAACAAAAUCAUCGAGAACUACAAGCCAGGUGAUAUUGUUAUCAUUCACGACUUCUACCUGAUGCUGCUGCCUAGCAUGCUCCGGCAACGGGCCCCGCACAUCUACAUUGCCUUCUUCCUUCACUCUCCGUUCCCCUCCAGCGAGUUCUUCCGCUGCCUGCCUAGGCGCAAGGAAGUCCUCGAGGGUGUGCUGGGAUCCAACAUGAUCGGCUUCCAGAGUUACAGCUAUUCACGUCACUUUAGCAGCUGCUGCACCCGAAUUCUGGGCUACAAGUCCGACGCCAGGGGCGUCAAUGUUUACGGAUCACGUGUCGAAGUUGGCGUUUUCCCCAUUGGCAUUGACGCCAAGAAGGUGGAGCAGCUGGCUUGGUCCGAGUCGGUGAACAAGCUGGUACAACAGCUGCAGACACAAACCAUUCAGGGUAGGAAGCUCAUUGUUGGACGUGACCGUCUGGACUCGGUCCGUGGUGUCGCACAAAAGCUGAAGGCAUUCGAGCGCUUUCUCGAGAACUACCCUGAAUGGCGUGACAAGGUUGUGCUCAUCCAGGUGACAAGCCCUACUAGCAUCGAGGAAGAGAAGGAAGAGUCCAAGGUCAGCACCCUGGUGAACGAGCUUGUGCUCAAGAUCAACGGAAUGUAUGGUGGUCUCGGGUUCGAGCCGGUCCGCCACUUUUCACAAUAUAUCGGACAGGACGAGUACUUCGCGCUGCUUCGAGGCGCCGACAUCGGACUUAUCACGAGUGUGAGAGACGGCAUGAACACAACAUCGAUGGAAUACGUAGUUUGCCAACGAGACUCACACGGCCCAUUGAUUCUCUCUGAGUUUUCGGGCACGGCUGGAAGUCUAACCGACGCAAUUCACAUCAACCCUUGGGAUUUUAGCGCUGUAGCAGAUGAGAUCAACAGGGCAUUGACGAUGCCGCCCCAUAAACGCCAGGAGAUGCAGACUAAGCUCUACGAGCACGUCACGACCAAGACGGUACACGAAUGGAUUGGCGGAGUUGUUGCCAAGCUGAUACAAGUCUUGGGAUCCGGUCAGAACCCGGUCAAGACGCCGCUGCUGGAUCGAUCUGCCCUCCUCAGGUCGUAUCGAGCUGCCGGCAAGAGGUUGUUCAUGUUUGACUAUGAUGGUACCCUCACGCCGAUUGUGCGCGAGCCGAGCGCUGCAGUUCCCACCGAGCGCCUCCUCCAAACCAUCAAGGCUCUGGCGGCCGACGAUCGAAAUGCUGUUUGGGUCAUCAGCGGCAGGGACCAGGACUUCUUGUCCGCGCACCUCGGCCAUAUUCAGAAUUUGGGCUUCAGUGCUGAGCAUGGUAGCUUUAUGAAGAGGCCAGGUAGCGAUGAGUGGGAGAACCUCGCCGAUAAGUUCGAUAUGGGCUGGCAAGAGGAGGUUAUUGCUGUCUUCCAGAAGUUUACCGACAAGGUUGAAGGCCCAUUCAUCGAACGCAAGCGAUGUGCUGUCACAUGGCACUACCGCCCAGUUGUUGAUCAGGACCUCGCCCAGCGCCUGGCACGGGAAUGCCACAAGGAACUGGAGGCUACGGUGGCACGAAAGUGGGAGGUCGAGGUUAUGCCUGGCAAGAUGAACCUCGAGGUGCGCCCAACCUUUAUCAACAAGGGUGCGAUCGCCAAAAGGCUGGUUCUCGACUACAAUGCCGAGCUUGUUGCUGCGGGCAAGAACAAGCUCGAGUUUGUUCUCUGCAUGGGUGACGACUUCACUGAUGAGGACAUGUUCCGAUCCCUCAACACCCUAUCUGUCACGGCUGAUGGUGCUACCGAGCCCGAGCUCAAGACGGACCAUGUCUUCAGCACAACUGUCGGACCCAGCACAAAGGUCACGAUUGCGAGGUGGCAUCUGCUUGAGCCUGAAGAUGUCGUGGAGUGUGUAGCAUUGCUAGCUAGCGGCGCAAGCACCGAGCUCCUGGCAAGUCAAGGCGAGGGUGUGGUGGAGACUGUCAAGCCACUCAGGGUGAGCGAGAAUAACCUGGCGGCCAUUAGCGAGGUCGAGGGUAGGGUUCCCGAUCUCGAGUAGCGUUUCGAAUUCCUAUUUAUGACAACAUAGAGCGAUCUGCCGUCCGCCCCAUCGUCGCUGCAUAUGCAGCUAACUUGGGGCUGGAGAUUUGACGCCUCAUGGAUAGACGUCAUGCGUUGUCUUUCUUUCCUUACGAUGCCGUACUAUGGCAAGCACGCCUAUUUCAUUGUGGUAUUGGGUUCUCUCGAUGUUCUGACAUUCUACGUAUGUCACCUGGUCCGCAUUUUCUUCAUGACCAUCUCAAAGAAUACUUUCUACAUUCAAGAAUUCCCAAGACAGCAGAUCGCAAGUGCUCCCAAGAAAUCUUAUGUUUAGAGAUUUUUUUUUCUUCAGAUGCGUACUUUUUCUUUGGCGAUGAACACAGAGUAUCGGUCGCGCACCACUCCCAUAUAGACAAGACUGAACUACGUUUUGCAUACAUAAUAUUUUUGUCCAA
Molecule: messenger RNA, 3836 nt
Organism: Pyricularia grisea
Lineage: Eukaryota; Fungi; Ascomycota; Sordariomycetes; Magnaporthales; Pyriculariaceae
Exons: 3
Coding region: 338-3400 (1020 amino acids)
Biological process (GO): trehalose biosynthetic process; fungal-type cell wall organization; cellular response to heat
Cellular component (GO): alpha,alpha-trehalose-phosphate synthase complex (UDP-forming); cytosol
Molecular function (GO): catalytic activity
Source: RefSeq, a predicted model, not a curated record